AUGUCCAGCGUGCAGGAAGAAAUCCCCGAGGAGUUCGCUGCUAUCUUCAAGCGUUUCGGAGAAUUAGAAGAGAGAGAAAUUCGUAGAUGCGCCGAGGAGGAUGUCAGGGCCCGGAAAGAAGACAAUAUUCCUGCGCAGCCCGAGGUGGACAAGCCUGUAAAGAAGGAUGAAUUUCGGAAAAUCAGUAGGAAGCAGCUGAAGCAGCUUCUAAGGCCAGAUAUAGCCACUUUAAAGCUGCAGGCCCCCCGGCCAGAAGUGGUGGAGUCGUGGGAUGUAACUGCUCCGAAUCCGAGGUUGCUGGUGUGGCUGAAGGCUUACCGAAACACCGUCCAGGUUCCCAUACACUGGAGUCUGAAAAGCCGGUAUCUCAGUGGUAAACGCGCCAUUGAAAAGAUCCCCUAUAAACUCCCAGCGUACAUGGAAGCGACGAAGAUUGGCGAGAUCCGGGCCGCGAUACUGGAGAAGGAGGCGCAAAAGUCCUUGAAGCAGAAGCAGCGGGAAAAGGUUCGUCCAAAGGCUCACCGGAUGCACAUUGAUUUCCAGGUGUUGCAUGACGCCUUCUUCAAGUAUGCAGAGAAGCCGGAGCUCAGUGUGUUUGCCGACGUUUACUACGAAGGCAAAGAGCACGAAGACAAGGCGCGCCAAUUCAAGCCCGGCCAGCUGAGUGCAGCUCUCAAAGAAGCGCUCGGCAUGGUCAUUCCCACCCAGCCCCCUCCCUGGCUUUUCAUGAUGCAGCGCUACGGACGACCACCGAGCUACCCCAAUCUCAAAAUACCAGGAGUCAAUGCCCCCCUGCCGCCUGGCUGUCAGUGGGGCGUCAACGGCUGGGGAAAGGCACCUACCGACCACUUUGGCAACCCCCUCUACCCCGGUGUAUUCGCUGAACAACCUGCCCAACUACCACUGAACGACGACAAACCUCCGCAGUUCUGGGGCGAGGUCAUCCCUGCAGAAAGCGACGCCGAGUCCGACUACCAAGAGCAAGAAGAGAACCCGCCCUCGUGA
This is a messenger RNA of Gregarina niphandrodes, 1005 nucleotides long. Its product is annotated as splicing factor 3B subunit. Gene Ontology annotation, cellular component: U2 snRNP; U2-type spliceosomal complex; catalytic step 2 spliceosome. Bases 1 to 1005 code for a protein of 334 amino acids. NCBI's taxonomy places the organism in Eukaryota, Apicomplexa, Conoidasida, Eugregarinorida, Gregarinidae. Gene Ontology annotation, biological process: mRNA splicing, via spliceosome. The transcript is spliced from 2 exons. The record is from RefSeq and is a predicted model, not a curated record.